GGGCACACUAAUUUUCAGAACAUUUUAAUACUGGCAUGUAAAUAAAAUAAUCAAUUGAUGAAACCCUAAAAUAAAAUGUGAAUUAUUCAACAUGCAGUAGCAACAAACUAACAUAAACCAGCAUAAGAGUUAAAGACUUUUGGUUCCUGCUGAAUGUGGAUGAAAGUAAUCGAGUGAAAACGCCAUAACUUGUGUAAAACUGACGGGGCGAACAAAGAGUUACCAGCAUUAUUUAGGCUCGAACCAAUUUUUCAAGGCUAAACUUUCUUGCAAACAUGAAUAACUUUUGGGGGCUAUAGGAUUUUUAGCUGACCAAUCGGUUGGCUUCUGGUCAAAAACUGUAAACAAUUGGAUUUCGAAGACUGAAUGCAAUAGCACAGAUAGAUCUGUCGGGUGUCAUCAUGUUCACGAGAAAAUACCUUUUGGCUAAGGGUUCCAGGCGUUCCCAAAAGCAGAAUUUAUAAAAUGCUGAAUGAAUCCUUGCACAAAAUAGAACCAGGUUGUUAAUAACGCGCUGCUACAAACCGUAUAUACAGGCAUUAUAAGCAUGAAUUUGAAAGAUAUUAUCCACUGUGCAUGUCCUGCAUAGAAGCACCUACACCAAGUACCGCAGACAGUUUCGUAUUUGGCAUCUGAACCUGGCACUACACUCAAAAUGGGAGCCAACACGUCGAGCAGCAGCUAUCCCACGGUGGCCUCUUCCGGCAGCGGAGCUAACAGCAAUGCCAGCAACUCGAAUGGAAACCUAUCGGCUAUGCCCCCGGGCAUGGGGGAGAUGCCAGGAGGCGGAGGAGGAUGUUCGGGUGCUUUCGGCAGCAGUAGUAGCUGUGGCCCCAGUGGGAAUGCAGGUGCAGCGCCGGGCAUCGUCAUCAGUGGAGCCCAUUACCAUCGGGAUCAGCGUAGGAAGCGUGCCACCGGCUUUGCCACACUCAAACGCAAGUUCAUACGCCGACGGCGCUCCUCGAAAGCCUGUGAUCACGCUCGCGUCCUGCGCGACUUUGUGUCCGAUUGGGCACCCGUGGAACUGGCAGCUCUGUGCGAGGAGUUCGAGGCAUUGUCGGCUCUGAGGGAUUUGUCGGUGCAAGCUGAACUGGCACGACCGCCGGCGGCAACGUUUAAGCAGGACCUGGCUGCCAUCUAUGAGAAGAAUUUGUGCACCGAUUGUGAUCUGGUCUUUCGUGGAACGAUAUUCUCAGUCCACCGUGCAAUAUUAUCGGCACGCUGUGUAUAUUUUCGGGACCUGCUGGCAGGAUGUCCUGGUUUCGGAGCGCGUAUAUGUCUCGAACUACCCACAUCCCCCAUUGAUGUACAACUCUUCUCGUCACUAUUGCGCUACCUAUACACUGGUGAUCUGUGCCCACAUGAUCCUAACAUUGACAUUACUCUAUUGCGGCAAUUGGGCAAGGAUUUCGGUACUCCGAAUCCACUGGAGCACGAUCUGCGCUAUCUGCUGGAAACAGGUGAUUAUGCUGACGCAGCACUCGUCUUCACGGCAGAUGGAAGCAACGAUUAUCUGCGACAAGACUCGGGUACCUCGGAGUACGGCUUCCGGCCGAAGAUUGAACUACCUUGCCAUAAAGCGAUAUUGAGCGCGCGGUCACCAUUCUUUCGCAAUCUAAUUGCGCGUCGCACACGCAACAUGGACGAGUACGUGGAGCGCUCGUUGCACGUGCCCACUCGCAUUGUAUUGGACGAAACUGUUAUACCAAAAAGAUAUGCACGGGUAUUGCUGCAGGCCAUUUACCUGGACUCGGUGGACUUGUCAUUGAUUUUGCGUGGCGUGGGAUCCGGUACCUCGGCCGGUUCGCUUGGCGAAGUGCACGCGCUGACCAACACCGGCCGGGUGCGACCAACGACUCUGGAGGAGGCCAUGGAGUUAUAUCAGAUCGGUCGAUUUCUGGAGCUGGAUAUAUUGGCUCAGGGCUGUGAGGAUUUGAUUCUGGAAUGGCUGUCCAUUGACACGCUACCCAUAGUCCUGAAGUGGGGCUGCCAGCCCCAUGGAUCCGCAUGGGUCUUUCGUCAAGCUUGUCAGUAUUUACGCGAGGAAUUCGCAGCUGUUAGCUCCUCGCCGGUGUUGCACCAACUCGAUAAAUCUCAGUUAAUACACAUUCUGCAUAGUAACUUUCUACAAGCAUCCGAACUGGAGGUGCUGCAGGCCGUUCUAAAAUGGGGCGAGCAGGAGCUGAUUCGCCGCAUGGAGGAUCGGGAGCCCAACUUGCUGUCGCACACAGCCCACUCAGUGGCACGCAAGGGUGUCAAGAAACGCGACCUGAGUGAUAUAGAAUUACGCGAGAUACUCUCGGAACUGUUGCCGCUGGUGCGCAUGGAUCAUGUCCUGCCGCCACACUGUGAGGUCCUUUGUCAGGCAAUUCGACGGGGACUCGUCAGCACACCACCUUCGCAUAUGAUCGGCGAUGAUCGGGAGAACUUACGUAUCAAUGCCUGGAUUCGAGGCGGUAAGAAUCAGGGCCUAUACGUGAGGCCCCGCCUGUUUAUGCCCUAUUUCGAGGAGGUGAAGGCGCUUUUGGAGGAUCGUAUGUCAUCGUCACACCAUCAGGUUGAGCUAAUGCGAAUGCGACGGUGUCGACAUCCCCCCGAUAUUCCGGAUACCCUCUACAUGGUGUCGCAUAUGAAUUCAAAGGCGAAUAGUGAUCUUAGCACAGUAGAAAACCGUAGCACUGACGGAAAUGUUGAUAUAUUAGUAGGCGCCGCUGUAAUUCCACCACCGGACAACCAAACGCUGCUGGCCAUGCGCAAGCGGGAGCACAAGCUGCGCCAGUCACCAAUGUGCCAGCGGGCAUUGCUGCUGCCGCUCUCCUCCAAGAGUGAGAUCGAUCGGCAGAUUCGGCUGCGUGUUGUCAGGGAAUUCAAUCUGCCCGACGAGGUGUCCGACCUACUGGAAAUCGCCCUGCAAACCAAUCCGGGCCGGAAUGAGAGCCACGCCGAGGAGACAAGUGCAUCGGCCUCGCAGAAAGAUGACUCCUUGUUGGAGGAUGAGGAUCAAAGUCCGCCACCAUCGCCGGCGGCCACUUGCUCAGUGUCGCGACACACCACCGUUGCAUCGUCGUUCUUAUCGCCCAUGGGCUCAUCCGUGGCGUCUUGCGGCACCGACGCCGCUCACCCGUGCUACAGUCGAAAUCUCACCUUCCCACGCCACCACUCGAAUGGCCUGAUCGGAGUGGCCAAUGCAUUUGGCUCCAGCUCUGGCCCGACGCUGCAGUGCAGCUACUCGCGACUCUCGUCAUCGGUGCACCAGCGCAACGACCUACCAGCCCUCAUCACCGAGGGCGACUUUCGAUUCCCGCAUGGCAAUGGCCUGGGAUUGGACAUGGGCGCCGAGGGCGGUGCCUGCGGUCUGGACACGGCCAACAGCCAUCUGUCCGAAAUGAUGCCGGAUGUGGCGAUGGCCACCGCCUCGCUGGGCCAGCUUCACUUGACAAAUAAUGGAGCUGGAUGCGCCGGCAACAUUGGCGGACGCGCAGUGAGCAGCAAUAACGACAUGUCCGAGAGCUUGCAGUUAGAUUUAGGCGAUGGCCCGAGCCCUCAUAUAAUUGGAAGUGCUGUCGGUUCCAUGACUCUACGAAAUAUACAGCAUCAACUGCCAACAAACAACUAUCACCACUUUAUGCAGCGUUCGAAUUCGCCAUUUGAAAUCCUGCGGCAAGGACAACCAUCGCCAACAUCACAUCCACAACAUUCCGGGACAUACAAUUCUGGACCACCAAGGUUUUUAUAGAGAUUUCGAGUGGCCCCCGAUCAUGGGCAUUAUUUUAGCAUGCCUUUCUGAAUAAAAAAUCCGAUACAAUUAAAACUAAAAAUCUAGAUAAAUAAAACAAACUACUAAAUAAAUGUCAAAACGAUA
This is a messenger RNA of Drosophila teissieri, 3862 nucleotides long. Its product is annotated as BTB/POZ domain-containing protein 7. The transcript is spliced from 6 exons. NCBI's taxonomy places the organism in Eukaryota, Metazoa, Arthropoda, Insecta, Diptera, Drosophilidae. Bases 656 to 3736 code for a protein of 1026 amino acids. The record is from RefSeq and is a predicted model, not a curated record. Gene Ontology annotation, molecular function: protein binding. Gene Ontology annotation, biological process: morphogenesis of a branching epithelium.